UCCACUUCAUCUGUUCCUCAUUUGCCCUUUUCCCCAUCGUUAAUGAAACUCCCAUUUCUUCAGCGCCACAUCUUACUCAAACCUUCGAGCUCAAUCCAUGGCAUGGAUCGAUCUUUAAUCUCCAUUAACUCAAUUGUUACCAUUCAUUUUUACCGGCUCAACAAAUUUAUAUGAAAACAAUUAUUAGCUUCCUGAAGUAUUGGCUUUCUAUCAAUGAUUCUCUUGUAGUCACUGAUCAUUCUCUUGCGAUCGGACAAGAAUUCCCUGAUGUUGAAACUUGCCGAAGAGCACUGAAAGAUAUUGCAAUAGCUUUGCAUUUUGACCUUCGCAUAGUAAAGUCAGACCGCAGCCGUUUUAUUGCUAAGUGUUCCAAAGAGGGUUGCCCCUGGCGUGUUCAUGUUGCAAAACUUUCUGGUGUUUCAACGUUUACUAUUAGAACACUUAACUCAGAACACACAUGUGAAGGAGUUUGUAAUCUCCAUCAUCAGCAAGCUUCCGUUGGUUGGGUUGCACGAUCAGUAGAAUCUCGAAUCAAGGACAAUCCACAAUACAAGCCCAAGGAAAUUUUGAAAGAUAUACGCGACCAACAUGGGGUUGCUGUGUCAUAUAUGCAAGCGUGGCGUGGGAAAGAACGCAGUAUGGCUGCUCUUCAUGGAACUUUUGAAGAUGGAUUCCGUCUUCUUCCAGCAUAUUGUGAACAAAUUAGGAAUACUAAUCCUGGAAGCAUUGCCACAGUUGUUGCAACAGGGCAGGAUAAUUGCUUCCAAAGACUCUUUGUCUCUUAUCGUGCAUCCAUAUAUGGCUUCAUAAAUGCUUGUAGGCCACUCUUAGAACUUGACCGAGCACAUCUAAAAGGAAAAUACUUGGGGACACUACUAUGUGCUGCCGCUGUUGAUGCAAAUGAUACACUAUUUCCUUUAGCAAUUGCUGUUGUGGAUAUGGAAACCAAUGAAAAUUGGAUGUGGUUCAUGUCAGAGCUAAGGAAGCUUCUUGGAGUUAAUACUGAAAACAUGCCUAAGCUGACAAUACUGUCCGAUAGACAAAGGGGCAUUGUUGAAGCAGUGGAGACGCAUUUUCCAAGUUCUCACCAUGGCUAUUGUCUCCGAUUUAUCAGUGAAAACUUCCGUGAUACAUUCAAGAAUUCAAAAUUAGUGAAUAUUUUCUGGAAUGCUGUGUAUGCAUUAACAGCAGCUGAAUUUGAAAGCAAGAUAUCUGAAAUGAUAGCAGUAAACUACGAUGUGGUGACAUGGUUUCAGCAGUAUCCACCACAGCUUUGGGCUGUUGCAUACUUCGAGGGAGUCAGGUAUGAUCAUUUCACUGUAAGCAUUACUGAGCUAUUGUAUAAUUGGGCUCUUGAAUGUCACGAGCUUCCAAUAGUUCGAAUGAUGGAACACAUUCGUUGUCAAUUGGUUACAUGGUUUGAUGAACGGCGUACCUUGGGCAUGGCAUGGAACUCCAUUCUAGUGCCAUCUGCCGAGAAGAAGAUCUCUGAAGCAAUUGCAGAUGCUCGUUGUUAUCAAGUGCUUCGAGCAAAUGAGGUUGAGUUUGAAAUCGUGUCAACGGAGCGUACGAACAUCGUUGAUAUAAGAGAUCGGGUUUGUUCAUGUAGGCGUUGGCAACUUUACGGGAUACCAUGUGCACAUGCUGCUGCAGCUCUCAUCUCUUGUGGGCAAAAUGCUCAUAUGUUUGCAGACCCAGGCUUUACAGUUGCAAGCUACAGGGAAGCUUAUUCUCAAAUUAUAAUGCCUAUUCCUGAUAGGAGUCAUUGGAAUGAGCAAGGUGAGGGAGUGGAAGAGGGUCGAGGCGCCAAAGUUGAAAUCGUAAUAAGGCCGCCUAAAACUCGACGACCACCUGGUAGGCCAAAGAAGAAGUUGUUACGUGUAGAGAAUUUAAAGCGGCCAAAAAGGAUAGUUCAGUGUGGUCGCUGCCAUAUGUUGGGCCAUUCUCAGAAGAAAUGCUCUUUGCAACUUUAAAAUUUUAGUUUCAUUUUAUUUAUUGAUUUUGUAUAUUUUCCCGGAUUGUGUAAUGUUGUACCAUGAAUGUCUUUUAACCAAUGUAAAGAGUAACUUAUGGUUAAUGGGCCUGUAGGGCAUUCCAAGUGAA
Messenger RNA from Amaranthus tricolor (Joseph's coat), 2103 nucleotides. RefSeq lists its product as uncharacterized. Gene Ontology annotation, molecular function: zinc ion binding. NCBI's taxonomy places the organism in Eukaryota, Viridiplantae, Streptophyta, Magnoliopsida, Caryophyllales, Amaranthaceae. The record is from RefSeq and is a predicted model, not a curated record. The transcript has 3 exons. The coding region runs from base 171 to 1973 and encodes 600 amino acids.